This is a messenger RNA of Chelmon rostratus (copperband butterflyfish), 4487 nucleotides long. RefSeq names its product E3 ubiquitin-protein ligase MSL2-like. Gene Ontology annotation, molecular function: ubiquitin protein ligase activity. Gene Ontology annotation, cellular component: MSL complex. The record is from RefSeq and is a predicted model, not a curated record. The transcript has 4 exons. Lineage: Eukaryota; Metazoa; Chordata; Actinopteri; Chaetodontiformes; Chaetodontidae. The coding region runs from base 1024 to 2946 and encodes 640 amino acids.
ACGACGGGAGGUAUGAGGAAUACUCCGCGGCUAACGAUAGCAAGGUGCACAAAUAGGGAUUUAAUUCACUUUCAGUCUUCACAGACCCUCUAGAGCGCUACAGAAAGCUGCAAGAGGACACAAUUUCGCCUAAACCCUCGGUUUUCCUGCUACAUUCCCACCGAGGAGAGAACGAGAGUCCCGCUAAUCCCGAGAAGAGGGAAGCGGCCUGCUUUUGUAGCCGACUUCCCGGUGCAGCUCAGGCGGCUAGCACUGUCACCAGAGCCCGGUGCUUCCGCAGGUUUAUUUUUCUUUAUAGCAACAGUAGCGUCGGAGCUUCGGGAAAAAAAUUGUUUUAAUAACCACAGCCUGCCCUCCACCCAUUCCCCUUCCUAUCGACGUGCAGCUGUCGGCGUUUCUCUCCAAAGAGGAGCUUUUCGAGCCGGGGCGGCCUGUUUUGUUUUCGAGCCGCCUUGAAUCUCCGCGAACAAUAACACAACCAUAACGAGCCUGCUGGGGCUGCACUGCCGAGCGAAAUAGGAGCCACGGAAGCCUCGGCGUGAGAUAAUAAAUGCAUUGUGUGAUACCAGCUCUGGUAUGGACGUGAAAACCCGGGACGAGCAUGCAUGUGGGCUGACGUUAUGGAUUUAUCGUGGGAAACCACUGCAAACCGGAGCACUUUGUCGAGAAAGCUUCUGUUUGAAUUCCGGAGCUGCUGCUGCUAGCUAACCAGCUGAAAGUAACGUUAAAAGGCCACGGACGGAGGAAAGAGCGCCACACGGUGCUUUGUCUAAUCAUAACUCAAGGAUUGUAUGGAAACAAACCGAACAGACUUGGAUGAACUGACGUUUGUAUGCAUGCUCGGCCUCCUUGUAAAUGCACUAAUAAUCUUUCCGAGCAAAAGCAGCGGCACCGUUCGAGCUGGGACUUCACAUUGAGGAUGGAUUGGAUGUGACUUGGGAUGAGUAGCCUCGAUUGCUCCCUGCGCAGACUGCUUUACAUGUGGGAUUUACCGACGGGGAACUGAAGCCGUUAUAUCCAUCUAUGCUCUCUUCAAAGCCACCAGACUCCUUUGACAAAAACAGAAAUUUUACCUCGCAUAACACGGGAGUUGCAGCCCCGGGACAGGCAGCUGAGAUGAACCCGGUGAAUGCGACCUCUCUCUACGUGUCCGCGAGCCGUUCGGUGCUGCAGUGCGACCCCCGAGACCCCCGGGCCCUCGCGGAGCUCUGCAAGCUGCUGCCGUUUUUCCGCCAGUCCCUGUCCUGCUUGGUCUGCGGUAACCUGCUGCAGGACCCCAUCGCUCCCACCGACUCAUCAUGUCAGCACUACGUCUGUCGAGGCUGUAAAGGUCAGAGGAUGCAGCUGAAGCCGUCCUGUAGUUGGUGUAAGGACUAUUCCCGCUUUGAGGAAAACAGACAGCUCUCCCUGCUUGUCCACUGUUACAGGAAGCUCUGUCUCUACAUCACCCAGUCGCCGCUCGCCCCACACAUAGCCAGUGCCGCCAGCGACUCACCGGACCUCCAGGCUAUCCUCAACGAGGGCCUGACGUUGGCUGAGAGCGAGCCAGAGGCGGAGGACAUUUCUGAUACAGUCGGCCUGUCGCAGACGGCCUCCACCUCUGAGUUGGUCCAGCUUGACGAAGCGCCACCUACGAAGGAGCCCAAGUUGGAGGAGCCGAGUCCCAUCAGUGUAAACGGGCUGCAUGAUUGUAACGGCUUGGUCAGUUCGGACACUCUGCAACCCAUCACCAUAGAAACAGGUGGAGGUGUUGCAAAGCAAGAGGGCUUUUCGGAGGAGAUCCCGGUGUGCGUGAGUGUCACAGGGACCGGGGAGGCAGGGCUUUGUGAUAUCAGCACUUUCGGGGAUGACCUGAAACAUGGCGGGGGGCCGUUGUUGUUGAGUGUUGAGGAGGUGCUCAGGACUCUGGAGACGGACACUGACCCCGAACCCACCCCUGAGCCGAACCCCCAGCCGGACUGCACCUCCUCUGUACAUCAGUCCAGCCUCAACGGGCCUCACUGCCCAUCUGGCCCUGAUUCUUCUCGCCUCAUCCCCUCCCUCCCCCCAGAAAACAGCCCUCGCCCCCUCCAGCCUCACCCGCAGCCCUCACUGCAGCCUCCCCCUCAACCCUCUACAGUCAUCCCACAUGUUCCCCCUCGGUACCACCGCAAGCGGUCCCGCUCAGAAAGUGACAGUGAGAAGUUGCAGCCCCUCCCCAUAUCCAGCCUCUUACGAGGGCCUCCGCUCUGUGCCAACAGUUCCCCCCAUCACCCUAACCCUGGUGCCACUACUAAACAGGAGCCUAAGUUCCCUGCAGCCGCGCCCCAUCCACACCUGGCUCCAGUGCCUAACGGUGGUCCCCCCAAGGUGGGCAAGACUGUGCUCGUCUCCAAUAAGGCACUGAAAAAGACUGUGGAACACCAUGGGGGCCCCAAGAAGGCUUACACCAAGGCCAGGCAAGGGGCCCCUAAGCCCCGUGCACAACCCCGUGACAGAGUACCUCCGCACCCCCAUGCGCACCCCCUGACACACCCACCUAGCCCCUCGAAGCCACUGUAUAAGAAGCCCGUAGAGAAGAAGGGCUGCAAGUGUGGCCGAGCCACACAGAACCCCUCAGUGUUGACCUGUAGGGGGCAGCGCUGCCCCUGUUACUCCAACCGCAAGGCGUGUCAGGACUGUAUCUGCCGCGGCUGCCAGAACUCCUACAUGGCCAACGGAGAGAAGAAGCUGGAGGCCUUCGCCGUGCCAGAGAAAGCUCUGGAACAGACUCGUCUCACGCUGGGCAUCAACCUCACCAGUAUCGCUGCGGCGGCCCUCCGUAGCCCGGCCACCAGCUCCCCCGGCAACACCCUUCUCAACGUCACCACAGCAACAGGGGCCCCCGUCACGGCCACCUUCUUGUCGGGCGCGGGACACGACAACAGGGGCUUUGACGAUUCACUGGAGAUGCGGUUUGACUGCUGAGGUCCCGCCCCUCCUCCGGUCAGUCGUUACGCACAUUCCCCGCCCCGCCAGCUGGGCGGUAUCCAUCCGGGCGUGCCAUGGACCUGCGGCGGCGGAGCCAGAACAAGGCAGCUACAGUGACAGGCGAUAGCGAGGGUCACUGAGGAGACGCCCUCCACCCAUCGCCCGAAACUGCACCAUGCUUGUGGUCUUGCAUUCAGAGGCAGUGUGAAAGAGAAGAAGGAAAAGAAAGAGGAGAUGUAGCGUUACUGUAUGUGCAGAGAUUUCAUUUCAGUGGGGAUAGUUUCUUUUUUUUGUUCUCUACUAUGGGUAAUGUGUAGAGCAUGUUGUGUAGCUAAGUUGGGAGUGUUGACUAUGGUCACACACCUGUCUGUCUGUCUGUGUGUGUGUGUGCGCGUGCAUGUGAGUGUGUAUGUAUGAGGGAAGGGGUUUGGUUUGGAGAUGAACCUUAUUAGCAGGAACAGAGACGACAUCAUCAUCAGAGACUGGUGUAAUUUAUAUAAAAGAAAGAAGUUUUUGUACAUGGACUCAUCAGUUUUCAUUUAUGAAGACAUUUUAUGAUAUUUUUUGUAAGUUACAUUAAAAAAGAAACCAAUGGAAGCUGGUGCAGGGGCAGAGCUGCAUUCAACCAGAAUAUUUUCACACAGGUCAAAGUUAGAUUGUAUUUUGUAAACUCUGUCAAACAGCUAGAAUUAGAGCAUGGAACUGAGUGGAUGACUAUCAAAGACCCCUGAAGAAACGCAACCGUGAGUUCAAAGCAUUUACAAUAAUGCAGUUUUUUGAUAUCUUCUGCUGCAAGAACCAGGAUGUGAAUUUAACACCACCAGCCAAAUGUACGGUUCUGUUCUUCCUGUUGAAUGUUUUUACUGUGUGAGCCCCUGUCAGACGCCCAAACAUUGUUCUAACAUGUUGUCGUGUACUAAAAAAACAUUUAAAACUGAACAAAUUGUGGAGUCAGUCAACCGCUGUGGCUGGUGGAGUGUAAAACUCCUAUCCCUGGUUUGCCGUUCGAUCGGCCGAGGAUGCGAGUCAACCUGUCGGAUCAUCUGCGUGUUCUCGUGUGAAGCACUUUGCUCACUUUUUCUCACUGUCCACGCUCAGCCUAAAACCCCAAACGUUUUUCUUCUCUUCUCACUUGUGUUAAAAACUCUGGUUGAUUGCAGGCCCCGCACACAAGUAUUCACAAGUUUUUGGGUUCUGGAAGCUACACACAUGCUGCUAAAUACCACAAAGGACUCAAGAAGGAGAACACACCUGUUUUCCUCGUCUUCUGUUUUUUGUGUUUUGUCGUUCAUAAGUUGCGUUAACAACAUUUGCAGUAUUUAUUGGACGUCUCCUCACAUAGGUUGCGUGUUGGGCAUCAGUUCGCUCUGACAAGUCUGUCGACCCAGUCUGGACUUCUGUCUCAGUUAAGUUGCUGUCUCCUUCUUAGUGUUAGUUUUCUGGUGUCUCCAAACGGUUUUUGUUCUCCCUCGGGGCAUUUAAAUACCUGUAAUAUAACUGUAACAUAUUUCCACAAAAAGAAAGAAAAUCAAAACUUA